AUGUCAUCUAGUAUCACUCGUCCAGUCUUAUUUAUAGCUGUUCGCGAAGGAGAAUAUGUUUUGAAGGACGAGUUUCAGUUGUCGGCACCAACGCAAAAGUAUCAUAUCUCAGGCUCCCCGCUUGACCCAAAUACUCCUAUAAAAAGUCCUACCCCAGUUCAUCUACAAAUCGUGUCCUUUCCUUUUUCGGAAGGUGCCUUAGGGAAAGAAUACAUGGAAGAACUCCGUAAAGUGCCUGGUGUACAUUAUACUGAAGAAGGCCGGGAAGUCCCUAAUAUCCUUGAAAACUACAAAAGCUCGAAACGAAAGUCCUACACUCACUCCUCCAGUAACUUCAAGCUAUACAGACCAUCCUCACGCCCAGGAAGCUCUACCUUUAAUCCUAAAUGUUUUAUUUCUUCUAUUACUUUUUAUGAGAAUAUUCUUCGUUCUUUCUACACUUCCCCUUCUCUUGGAACAACAUAUGCUUUUGCCAACCAUGAAGAGUCUUUCUACUGGCUCGAUUUAAGUACCAGUGGCACCCAUUCUACUUUGCUUCGCAUAGACUUUCACAGAUCUCGCCCCGUGAGUCACCACAUUAAUGAAUUUACAAAAACUCCAAAGUUUUUAGAAAUUAUCAUCGGGUUUGAUACGGGUGAUGUUCUGUGGUACGAUCCCAUCAAUUACAAGUACUUACGGUUCAAUAAAGGUGGACAUUUUAAUAAUAACUCAGUAACCGCUGUUCAGUGGCUUCCUAAUCAAGAGUCCGUAUUUUUGGUGUCUUUUCAGAAUGGAUGGGUUAUAUAUUAUGACAAAAACCAGCAAGAGCAACCGCUCUACUCUUCCAUUCCGGAAAAAAACUUGAAAUCUUUGUAUCUAAGUUCGCGUGGUACUUUUACUGUGCUUAAAGACUUUCCUUCUCCCGACGAUAGAAAACCUUUAAAUCCCGUUGCUUGUAUUGCUUUUUCAAAUUCCCCAAUUAAUGCAUUUUCAACAUCUCCUGACCACCAACAUUUGGCGGUCGUAUCCGAACGAGGAACUUUGAAACUUUUGAAGUAUGCAGAACUAAAAAUGCUUGACAUUUUUCACAGCUAUUUUGGCGGCUUAUCAUGUAUAGCUUGGUCACCAGAUGGAAAGUUUAUUGUCACUGGCGGAAAGGAUGAUAUGCUAUCGGUUUACUCAUUUCCCCAAAGAAAACUUGUUGCACGUUGUCAAGGACAUAAGUCUUGGGUCUUGGGUAUAACUUUUGACCGAUGGCGUUGCAAAGACGACAGUUACCGCAUCGCCAGUGUUGGCCUCGACUGCCAAUUGCUUUUAUGGGAUUUUCUCGUAAGCGCACUUCACCGCCCAAAGUCUGCCCUUAACUACGUUAAUAAUCAUGCUGAACCAUCCAAGCCGACUAUGAGUGAUCUCGAUGAUGUUGGUGAUCUUAAUGUUCAAUCAGGCUACAAAGGAUUUGAACAAAAUGACAUAACAAUCCACCCAACAGUUUCUCGAUCUCUCAUUCCAAUCAUAUCCCCAAUUACCUCCUACACUGUUGAUGAGGCGCCUGUGACAUCCGUCGUUUUCCAACCUGAUUGUAUGGUUACUUGCUCGUUGAACGGGAGAAUCCGAAUCUGGCAAAGACCCUCAUGUUGA
Schizosaccharomyces osmophilus is the source of this 1617-nucleotide messenger RNA. It is a transcript of the gene bun62, whose product is annotated as WD repeat protein Wdr20. The record is from RefSeq and is a predicted model, not a curated record. The transcript has a single exon. Bases 1 to 1617 code for a protein of 538 amino acids. NCBI's taxonomy places the organism in Eukaryota, Fungi, Ascomycota, Schizosaccharomycetes, Schizosaccharomycetales, Schizosaccharomycetaceae. Gene Ontology annotation, biological process: carbon catabolite repression of transcription. Gene Ontology annotation, molecular function: protein binding. Gene Ontology annotation, cellular component: nucleus; cell division site; cell tip.